UUUUACGCCACAACAAAUGAAAAAAUCACAACAAAAUUUAAAAACAAAGUAUUAAUAAAUUAUUGACAUUUUACAUUCUCUUUGCAGAAGUUUUGAAACUUUAUUGAGAAGCAUUAUCUGAGAAAUGAUCAAUCUCAAAGUUUAGCCGCUUUAGUAAAUUUUUUUUCAUGGUUGCUUUUUAAAUUAAAGAAAAGAAGCUCUUUAUGUCUAUUUUUUAUUGAUUGGAUUAAGUAAGAAGAAAAACUAAAGCAUCUUGGUGUCACGUAUUGCAGAUUUUUCUAAAAACAAAGAAAUAUAUAUUUUUAAAUAAAAACAGAAUCCUGCAAAAAAUGAUUUGUUGGCGGACAAAAUUAUUUCCUCUGCCAAAUUUAACAAUUUUUGCCAUUCUUCUUUCCAUUUUAGUUGUCGCAGCAGUUGGUCUUAACUUUGUUGUUGUAAUCAUUAUUUUAAGGAUGAAGAAACGAGAAUUAUGUAGCUAUAUCUUAUUGUCACUUUCAAUUUCAGACCUGCUUAUAGGAAUGGUUCUUGGUCCAAUAACGAUUGCGCAAAUAUUAGAUUAUAAAUUGUUAUUAAACUGUACAGCGCAUUUUAUUCGCAGUUAUAUUUUAGUCUUGCUUGUUGGCUCCUCCUUGUUAACACUAGCAGCAGUGUCAUACGAUAGAUAUUUAUUGCUGACUAAGCUGUCUAACUACAAUCAGUAUAUGACUAAAAAAAAAGUGAUUUUACUGAUAGGGUUUGCAUGGUUUUUUCCUGGAUUGAUACCUUUAACCAAAAUAUUCAACAUGACACUGUAUGUUGUUUUACGAAUCGCUAAUUGUACACUUCCUUUAAUUACCCUUGGUGCCUUUUAUUAUCUUAUUACACAAGAAGUACGUAAAAGAGAAAUUCAUACAAGUCAAAACAGAAUAAACAGUUGUGCAUUAGAUAACGAUAUAUUUACUGUUAACAAGCAUACUGCUAAUAUUGGCCGGUCAACAGAUUUGUCUGUAAAAUAUUACUCUCACGAUAAACUAAGAAAGCAUAAAAGGGUAGCAAAGUCAGUCACUUUAUUAAUCGCAUGCUAUUUAGCAUUUAUUUUUCCUUUAAACAUUUGGAUGAUUUUAGAACUCAUAAAUAUAGAAUAUAGCCCAAAAGCUCAUGAAGUAUUUUACAUGUGUGUCGUCUUCUUUAUGCAUGCUAACUCAUGUAUAAAUCCAAUCAUUUAUUAUGCAAAGCAAUCGGAGAUUAAAAAAGGAUUUAAACAAAUUUUCAAGUUGAGUAUACCAGUAUACAAUAAUCCAAAAAAAAUUGGAAUCAACAGCAAUGUCUAAAAUUUGAAAUUAACAAUGUUUUUUUUUUUUGUUUAAGCAAAAGUAUUACUGUAAC
Messenger RNA from Hydra vulgaris (swiftwater hydra), 1365 nucleotides. RefSeq names its product adenosine receptor A3. The record is from RefSeq and is a predicted model, not a curated record. NCBI's taxonomy places the organism in Eukaryota, Metazoa, Cnidaria, Hydrozoa, Anthoathecata, Hydridae. Gene Ontology annotation, cellular component: plasma membrane. Gene Ontology annotation, biological process: G protein-coupled receptor signaling pathway. Gene Ontology annotation, molecular function: G protein-coupled receptor activity.